GCAGGGGCGGCUCGAUAAUGUCGGCAAGCAGCACCUCGUACCUGCCCUGCUCGUCGUUGAGCAGCGCCUCGGCGACGAUCUGGCCCACGAACCCGGCCGCGCCGGUGAUGAGGAUCUUCAGGCUGCCCGGCGGGCGCGGCUUGCUCGAGGACGCGGGAGCGGCGACGUGGCGCGCGGAGCGAUGCAUUGUGGGCAGCUUGUAGAGCUAGCUGGGGCUUAUCCGAGGUUGCCAAAGGGGGAAGAGUAGCCAGGGAUUGUCGAGAACAAGAGAGUUCUAGACGGCUACCUGAUGGACGUGGGUGUUACACAUGAGGUCGACACUACGACCGCACUCAGCUCCGGCUUUCGGGCAGCACCCCCCUCUUUCCCCGCGCGGAGGUCACUCAUGCAACGGGCCAGCAGCGGGCGCUGCCGCCGGCGCCGGUGGAGCUGCCGGGCUAUGCUCGUGCUACAAUGUGCCGAGGGCGCGAAGAGGGGAGCUGUCGUGGACACGCAGUUGUCGUCCUGCGCACUGCUGAGCGGUGCAGUGACGUACAGCGAAAGCUUCUUGUGUGCCCUGCCAGCUCAUGUCUCGAGGCUCAGAAUCCCAACUGUGUUGUUGCAGCGUAUUCAAUGCUCUCCUUCGUUCCAAGUUGAAGCUCAGUCUACGUCACUCGGGUUGGACAUGCCCACCCACACUGCUCUUCCCCACACAGACCCACUCUCCGUCCGCCCCCACAAAACCAGACUCAAGCCAACCUUGAGAUCUCCCAACAUCAAUCGUCCUUCCACCUCAAGUGCUUCGGUGACGCACAAAACCUGGCUUUCGCCGCAAUUCAAAACCCAACAGUCUAUUUUGUGCGAGAUGCAACAUUGUAGAAACUCUUUUUUUCCGGUGGCACACAAGUCACUCCUAACCAGUGCCGUUGAGCCGUGGCCCAGCCAGUCCUUGCCUGCUAAUGCUGCCCAAAGGACUGUGGGAGUCACCUUUUUCGAUAUGCUCAUUCAAGUUGUGAUGUAGCAGCGGUGGCAUCUUUUCCCCGACCAGAGACGAUAAUGCCAAAUCCACACAGAGCAAAUGGACUCGUCCAAACAAAAAUGAAUCGUGCUGCGGUCGUAGCAUGUGUCUGAC
Molecule: messenger RNA, 1111 nt
Organism: Microdochium trichocladiopsis
Lineage: Eukaryota; Fungi; Ascomycota; Sordariomycetes; Xylariales; Microdochiaceae
Exons: 3
Coding region: 290-1000 (236 amino acids)
Source: RefSeq, a predicted model, not a curated record